AUGGCGUCCUCGACUCAUCAGGGCGGCGUUCAGCUUGUCAACCGAGAAAGCAGCCCGUUUUAUCUCGCUGGCCAACUCAACCCGUCCUGGCGAUGCACUCGUGACCCAAGACCUUCUCGACAAGCAUGCGGGCAAGUUUGUCGCGAUGAGUUACCAAAGUGUCAGGGAAUCUUGCAGCAGUGCAGCCUUGAGGUCUGCGUCUCCGACUUUGCUGACCGGUUCGAUGCCGUGGACCAGGAGUUGCAGGACUUGGACGCCCAACGCCUACUCCUGGCAGUUGCCAGCGUGCACUUUGAUCAACCCCAGCCCAUACGCCCCGUGCUCGUCGAACCACGCCCUGAUAUGGUUCCGGUGCGCGAACCUCCUCAGUACAAGCCUGCUGUACGGGUCUUCACACUGCAAGAGAGUUGCCGCAAUGUGCGGUUCCUCGGAGACACCACACGGUCAGUGUCAAGGUUCUUGUGGCGCAAGGACGAGUCAGAGUGGCACAGUGAAAAGGCUUGUUUCCUUCUCAACACCAUCAACGGCGGCAGCGGCAUCGACCUCAGCAAGUUUCCUGAAUUCAAAGACGCCCUGUCUGUGUCCUCUUCUCUUUCUCGUUACAUCCAAGUUCGGCAUGAUGUGGCCGUGCCUACGGAUGCUGUGCCCGCUGUCUUCUUGUUGUUCACUUGGUCCGAAGUGGCACAGCGGUUGGGCUCAUCCCAUGUGCUGCGCCUUUUCCGUGACAGUGGCUUUCGCGUCCAGCCCGGCCCAGUGCUGCGCGUGUGA
This is a messenger RNA of Salpingoeca rosetta, 768 nucleotides long. RefSeq lists its product as uncharacterized. Bases 1 to 768 code for a protein of 255 amino acids. The record is from RefSeq and is a predicted model, not a curated record. Lineage: Eukaryota; Choanoflagellata; Craspedida; Salpingoecidae. The transcript is spliced from 2 exons.